AUGAGCACGUCGAGGAUGGAGAGGGCGGGACGGCGUGUGAAGGCCGGCUCGUUGAGCGGUCUGUCCGGCAGCGCAACCGGCGGGACGGGUGGCGUGCGGCGACAGCGCUCGCUCGAGUGGGGCGGCGACCGCUACAGCAGCAGCGACGACGACCGCCCGCCGCAACCGCCGCCGCUAGCAGACCGCGUUUUCGCAUCGCUGCUCGCACAAGCCACUCAACAGUUCGAUAGAGUUGACAUUAGACAAAAUAGUGGGGAGUAA
Chilo suppressalis (striped riceborer) is the source of this 261-nucleotide messenger RNA. The record is from the annotation of a GenBank genome assembly. Lineage: Eukaryota; Metazoa; Arthropoda; Insecta; Lepidoptera; Crambidae.